AUGUUUCAGCUUUGCAAAGGCGUGGCUCAUUGCCAUAGCCACGGUGUGCUUCACCGUGAUCUUAAACCGCAGAACCUUCUUCUUGAUAAGGAUAAAGGAAUCUUGAAGAUCGCUGAUUUGGGUCUUGGUCGUGCUUUCAUUGUUCCUCUAAAGUCUUACACUCACGAGAUUGUUACUCUUUGUAAUCGAGCUCCUGAAGUUUUUCUUGGCUCCACUCAUUACUCCACUGCUGUUGACAUUUGGUCCGUUGGAUGCAUCUUUGCUGAGAUGAUUCGGAGGCAAGCUCUUUUCCCUGGUGACUCCGAGUUUCAGCAACUGCUUCACAUCUUCAGAUUGCUAGGAACACCGACUGAUCAGCAAUGGCCGGGUGUGAUGGCUCUGCGUGACUGGCAUGUGUAUCCAAAGUGGGAGCCGCAAGACUUGUCACGUGCUGUUCCAUCUCUGUCCCCUGAAGGAGUUGAUCUUCUCACGAAAAUGCUGAAGUACAAUCCAACUGAAAGAAUUUCAGCAAAAACAGCUCUUGACCAUCCCUACUUUGACAGCCUUGACAAGUCUCAGUUCUGA
Microthlaspi erraticum is the source of this 564-nucleotide messenger RNA. The record is from the annotation of a GenBank genome assembly. NCBI's taxonomy places the organism in Eukaryota, Viridiplantae, Streptophyta, Magnoliopsida, Brassicales, Brassicaceae.